AUGUCUAAUUUGGGUAAAAGAUCUACUGACAACGGAUAUGGGUUGGCAGAAUUAAUUAGGAUAUCAAAAAUUACUAUCCAUAGUUGAAAAAAUCUAGGCAUAAUUUUGAGAAACUUUGUAUAAUACAUAGAAAUCAUCGAUCGGUUAGUAUAAUAAAUAAGAUAGUUGGGAAAAUCUGAGCCAAACAAAAAAAGGCCUUUGCAAUGUUGCCUUCAGUUUCUUCCUCCAGCGAAAACCCUAACCCUAGUCCCCUCGGUCUCUCCGACUCUCCAGAUUUCAGUCAAAGCGAAAUGGAUUCGAUAAUCUCCUCCUUGCUUACGUUUCCGGAUUCUCCAUCUCUGUCCAUCAGAUCCUCAUUCGAUCGAGUACUUGAUAAUCUUCUCUCCUCUAGUGAUGACUCCGUUCAAGAUCAACUCAUCGAUCGUACUCUCGAACGCUUCUCGCUUCUUCUCGAAUCCACCAAACGUCGCUUCCAGAAACGAGCCACACUCCACAAUUCCAUCUCCUGGUUCCUCCCUUCCGACCUCACCAUCAAGAUAUUUUCGAAGCUUGAUACAAAGUCCCUGAUGCAAGUUUCUGCAUGCUGCACAAUGCUCAACAAGAGUGCCAUGGACCCUUUAUGUUACUCUCAUAUUGACUUGACAACAGCAUUUCAACAUGCUGAUGACCGAGUUUUGAGUACUUUGAUCAAUCGUUCUGGAAAACAACUCAGGUGCUUGCAUUUCUUAACUAUGUUAGUUGAACUUGAUGAUCAAUAUAUAUAUGUAACCAUCUCUCAUUGGUUUGGUUGCGUUUAUGCGUGCAGAUCCCUUAAACUUGGUCGUCGUGAUGCUCCCGGAUACGUUCCAUCUUUGUUUACAAACUCUUGUCUUGCUCCACUACAAUUUACUGGGAAUCUUUUGAGAAGCCUACACAUCUACUCUAUCGGAUUCAUGUACAUUGAUUCCUUAUUGGCUCCAUUAUCAGCCUGCGCCAAUCUAACCGAUUUGAAGAUUGUUGGAGUGAAUGUUUUUUUAGAGCCGAUAAUAGAGUUACUUGCGAUAAAAUGUUGCUUGAUAGAGCAUCUAUUCUUAGAUAACUUUUCUCAAGGCAUCAUAACAUAUUCAACCAUCGAAUUGUUUGUGACCAACUGCCCCAAGUUAACUUCUCUAACACUCCUAAAUUUCAAUCUAAAUGAGGCAAUGGCCCGAAUCAUUUUUAAGGGUUUUCGUAAACUUAAGUAUAUCAAUCUAUCCAAAACAUUUGAAAUCGAUGGGAGCUUUUUGAGGGUUUUGGGAGAUAGAUGCAGAGAGAGUCCUCUCGAGACACUAAUACUGCGUGAUUGUUAUUCUCUCCAAGAGGGAGAAGUUGUGAAGUUUUUGAAUUCAGUAAUCGCGGGGAACUUCAAAUCCAUUCGAUACAUUGAUGUAUCAAGCAACAAUUGUUUAGCUUCUAAUGGUAGCAGAAGAACUUCCCUACCAAACUUUCCUUUGGAGACGCUGAAAAAAAAAAGAUGGGAUGUCACAUUUGUUGGGGAUUUUCCCUUAAGACCAAGAUUCUUUCAUUUUGGCACCUUAACGGAGGACCUCAUGGUGUGAUGUAAACGUUUUUGGGCGACGUUUAUGGAUCUAAAGAAGGGGCUAUUGGAUUGGGGUUUUUAAUGGAUUUGAAUCUAUUUUGAAAUCAAGUGUUAUUCAAUUAUGUAUUUGAAAAUUUACAUUAAAAGCUGUUGUUGUUGGAUUAAACAUUUGUUUGAUGUAUUUUAAAAUAUAUUUAGACCAA
Molecule: messenger RNA, 1761 nt
Organism: Arabidopsis lyrata subsp. lyrata
Lineage: Eukaryota; Viridiplantae; Streptophyta; Magnoliopsida; Brassicales; Brassicaceae
Product: F-box protein At4g02733
Exons: 11
Coding region: 204-1577 (457 amino acids)
Molecular function (GO): protein binding
Source: RefSeq, a predicted model, not a curated record